Messenger RNA from Agelaius phoeniceus (red-winged blackbird), 810 nucleotides. Lineage: Eukaryota; Metazoa; Chordata; Aves; Passeriformes; Icteridae. The record is from RefSeq and is a predicted model, not a curated record.
AUGGCUGGGCGAUGGCGAGCGGCGCCGCUCCCACGGCCACCCCGCGCCCGGGCACCGGCGGCGGAGCCGAACUGCAGCGGGAGCCCGGCGCACCCCGGCGAGGCGGCGGCGACCCACGCGCGGUCAGCGGCGCAGGGCGGGGGUUCCCCCGCGCCCCCCACGCGAGCCCCGCCGCGGGUGGCACCGCCGGCCCCGCUGCCCACCGCCUCCCGCGGCGCCGCCGCCCCCGCCGCCCCCCGGCCCCGCCGCCACCAUUGUCACCCGGGAAACCACCGGGCGCUGCCGCGGCGGUCCGGGGCGGCGGGGGGAGCCGUGGGGGGGGGCUCACUCCAUCCCUCCCCGCGGCUCCCGGCGCAUCCCCGCCGGGCUGCGGGUACCGACAGCGGGGUUCGGUCGCACCGAGAAAAACUUUGCUCGUUACCCCGACGUUCCCCCCCCUCCCCUUCCCCUCCCAUCCCCGGGAAGCGGCGGGGCCGCUCGGGCGCCGCGCAGGCAGCACCGGCCGGGCCCGACGCGGGCAGGCGGGCAGGCGGCCAGCUCCGGCCCCGCCGCCGCCGCGGGCAGCCCGGGCACGGCGCCGGGCAGCGGGGCGAGCCGCGGAUCCCCCCGCCAAACUUUUUCUCCUCCGCCACCUCCCCUUUCUCCAAGAGCCCCCCGACACCCCCCACCCCAACUCCGCCGCCGGAGCGCCCCGGGGGCCGGCAGCGAGCGGCGGUCCGGGAGCCGCCGCGCUGCGGGCAGCGCUGCCGGGAGCGGCGGGGGCUGCCCGGGAGCCGGGAAAGGGGCAGGAGGGGAAGGGAGCGGGGGUAG